Pseudomassariella vexata is the source of this 1458-nucleotide messenger RNA. RefSeq names its product major facilitator superfamily domain-containing protein. Gene Ontology annotation, biological process: transmembrane transport. Gene Ontology annotation, molecular function: transmembrane transporter activity. The record is from RefSeq and is a predicted model, not a curated record. Bases 1 to 1458 code for a protein of 485 amino acids. The transcript has 4 exons. Lineage: Eukaryota; Fungi; Ascomycota; Sordariomycetes; Amphisphaeriales; Pseudomassariaceae.
AUGGAGCACUUCCCUACUCAUGGCACCUAUAUCGAGAAGGAAGCGAUUGACCAGCUGUCGGGCGAACACCGACAGUACUUGCUCCACCGCCAUGGCACAUUGGAUCUGGAUCCAAUUCCUGGGUAUGGCGAUGCGGACCCGUACAACUGGACAACAUGGAAGAAAAUCGCCAACCUGCUCCUCGUGGCCUUUCACGCCUUGAUGGCAACCUUUACGGCAGCCAGCAUCAUCCCCGCCUACGGAGCCAUCUCGAAAGACCUUGGCGUUAGUAUCCAAGAGGCCUCGUACCUGACCUCGCUCCAGAUCGCCAUCAUCGGUGGUGCACCACUCUUCUGGCGGCCCAUGUCCAACCGAUUCGGACGACGACCUAUCUUCAUCUUGAGUCUGAUCUGUAGCUUGGUGGCAAACAUAGGAUGUGCCAACAGUCCUAGCUAUGGGACCAUGGCCUUGUGUAGAGCCAUCACGGCUUUCUUCAUCUGCCCACCCAGUGCUAUUGGCAGCGGCGUCGUGACUGAGGUAUUCUUUAAGAAGGAACGUGCCAGAUAUCUUGGUAUCUGGACGCUCAUGGUUACCCUUGGAGUCCCUCUCUCGCCUCUCAUCUUUGGGUUCGUGGCCACGCGACUCAACUACCGCUGGAUCUACUAUAUCCUGGCCAUUAUCAACAGCACCCAGCUAGUCCUCUACAUCUUCCUCGGCCCCGAAACCCGCUACAUUCGCCGCGGCGUCGAGCAUCACGGCUCCGAGCUCAAGCAGGAAUACAUGAACUUCCACCGCAUCGACCCCACGCCCUUCAGCCUUGCUGAGUUUCUGCGCCCCCUGGCCAUGGGCCGCCACUUGUGCAUCAUGCUGCCAGCUGCGGCCUACGCCAUGGUCUUCAUGUUUGGCAGCAUCAUCAUCACCGUCGAAGUGCCUCAACUGUUCGAGGAGAAGUUUGAGUUCACUCCUGCGCAGAUCGGGUUACAGUUCAUUGGGCUUAUUAUUGGAAGUAUUUUGGGUGAACUCAUUGGUGGUUACAUAUCCGAUCACUGGAUGCUGUUGGGGACUAAGAAGACUGGGUCAAGGCCACAACCGGAAUACCGCUUAUGGCUGAGUUAUAUCGGAUACUUGCUUACGAUAACGGGCGUGGUGGUAUUCUUGGUACGUCUCGACGAGGCGCCUGACGGCCAAUGGAACGUUACGCCCAUUGUUGGUGCCGCGAUCGCUGGUGGUGGCAACCAGAUUGUGACCACGGUCUUGAUCACUUACGCUGUCGACUGUUAUCAUGAAGAGUCUGCAAGUGUGGGCGUGUUCAUCACCUUUGUGAGGCAAAUUUGGGGUUUCAUUGGGCCUUUUUGGUUCCCGGAUAUGUUUGUCAACCUCGGCCUUCGGAACAGUGCCGCGCUCUGCAGUUGCCUUAUGAUUGGUGUCAGCAUCAUUCCUACCAUAUUCCUCCAGUUGAAGGGAAGGAGCUGGCGGUAG